This is a messenger RNA of Anopheles funestus (African malaria mosquito), 1855 nucleotides long. Its product is annotated as putative sodium/calcium exchanger 7. Gene Ontology annotation, cellular component: membrane. Gene Ontology annotation, biological process: monoatomic cation transport; transmembrane transport; intracellular calcium ion homeostasis. The record is from RefSeq and is a predicted model, not a curated record. The transcript has 7 exons. Lineage: Eukaryota; Metazoa; Arthropoda; Insecta; Diptera; Culicidae. Gene Ontology annotation, molecular function: calcium:sodium antiporter activity. The coding region runs from base 102 to 1790 and encodes 562 amino acids.
UUUGUAAAACAAGUGGUUUAAAGGAAACGUGCACUAGAAGAAAAAGUGAUAGUGAUCAAAGUAACCUCAAACAGUGUGUUAUGAAGUAGUGUUGUAGAACGAUGCUAUUUCUUCAAAAUGGUUCCUUGCUUCAGCGGUCUGUACGUCACGCCACAUACGUCAACUUCCCGCGUCCAGAUGACUGUUCCUACCUUCACCAGCUACCAGUAGAGGAGCAGUGUGAGUUUGUGGAGAUGACGGAAGCUUGUGCGGAGAGUGAAUACUUUUUCAACUACGUCGGAUAUCUUUAUUGUACUAUCGGUUCCGAUCGGGAGUAUCUCUUCAACUUUGGAUUUGUCUUACUGCUGUGUAUUUGUGUCUACUAUUUCAUUAUUCUGGGUACGACAGCUGAUAAGUUCUUCUGUCCAACGCUAGCCGCCAUCGCGAAAGCAUUAAAUAUCAGUGAAGCAUUGGCCGGUGUAACGAUUCUCGCCUUCGGUAAUGGAUCGCCGGAUCUGUUCACAGCUGUCGCUAAUCCAGAUGCAGACACAGAGCUUAUGUUUUCAGAGCUCCUAGGAUCGGCAGCGUUUGUGAUUGCAGUGAUCGGAGGGACCGUAUUGCUGAUACAACCAUUCGACUUUCCACCGUGGAGUAUCUCGAGAGAUUUGUCGUUCUUUAUAGCAGCGAUCGUGUGGAUAACGCUUAAAGCAGCUGACGAACGGUUCAGUCUGUACGAUAGUGCGAUAUUGAUUGGAAUGUAUCUUCUGUUUCUAUCUCUGGUCAUUUGGGAGUUUAUUCAACAGAGACAGGAAAUGCACAGGGCACAGUCUCUAGAUAAUGAAGCGAUAGCUAGAGCUGGAAAUCCCACUCAUAGACCGAUGGCCACAGUAAAUCCUGGUGCAGGUGAGCAGCGAGUAACCAACGUUCCAGCAAAUGAAGGAUUGCUUGUCGAUUUUUGUAAUCACAUAAAUCCUCUUGAUCUGGAAGAAUGGAACGAUGGAGGGUGGGCAACGCGAACGUUUUGUCUCCUUAAAGCACCAUUUGUUUUGCUUCUUUUGCUUACAAUUCCAAUCGUGGACACUGACGUCGAACGGGACGGAUGGUGUAAGAUGUUAAAUAUAUGUCAUUGUCUCACACUGCCGUUGUUGAUCGUGUUCGUAAAUGGAGUUGCGUUCAUAACGAUAGCAAAGGUGUACAUUUUCGUUUUGGUCAUCUUAGUCGCAUUACCCGUAAUGGUUGUCAUCUUUUACACAUCACGAACCGAUCGAUGUCCGCGUUAUCACAAGCUACUUACGCUGAUGAGCUUUUUGGGCUGCAUUCAAGUCAUCUACGUUGUGGCACAGGAGGUAGUGAGUGUGCUCGAAACGGUAGGAAUCGUACUGAAGCUAUCCAAGUCCGUGCUCGGUCUGUCAUUGCUUGCCUGGGGUAACAGUGUCGGAGAUUUAUUCUCAAACGUGGCUCUGGCACGACUUGGUUACGGGAAAAUGGCAUUCGCGGCAUGUUUCGGUGGUCCAUUGUUGAAUCUUUGCUUAGGAUUGGGUCUUACCCUCAUGACAAAAGCAUUUGGUGUGCAGGAUCUUAUAGCAGAUGUUCGUAAAGGCGUAAUGGGAGAAAAUUGCGAGGUGUAUCUGUUCCAGAUUCUCACCACAACCUGGCUAUGUUUGCUGUUUACCAACUUCCAAGGGCGCCGAAGCGUUGGUCUCGCUAUGAUCGUAACGUACCUGAUGUUUUUGAUAUUUUCAUUCCUGGGCGAGUUUGAGCUAAUCCAUCCGUACGGCACAGAUCAUCAUCCCGAUCCGAACGGAGGCUAAACUCGAACCAUUUCGGAUGUGGCCUGCUUUCGGGAGGAAACAAAUCAGCAACAGGGGUACGCCUA